GCUCUCUCUCUCUUUCUCUCGGACUGUGACUGAUACUCACCUUCCAAGUUCCGAGGCUCUUACAGGGAGAUCAGGCGAGAAGGAACUAUUGUUCCUCUCCCUUCAAUUCCACUGUAACGUUGCCUUUCACUGUUUUCUGCCUGGUCAGUUUGUUUUGUGGUGAUUCAUUAAUGCGAAUCCGUACUUCUCACUCUUAAUUUCUAAAACACGAGGAGGAGAAAAGGAAGAGAGAUUGAGAAUCAUGUGAUCUACCUCUGUUUCCUUUCUUUAUCUAAAGCUAAAAACAGCUCACUGUUUGUUCUUCUCUUUCUGUCUAUAUAUAUUUUCUCCCCUGAGAAUAUCGUUUAUACAAUGGCGUCAAGCACUUCUAGGUUCAUCAAGUGUGUUACAGUCGGAGAUGGGGCUAUUGGGAAGACUUGCAUGCUUAUCUGUUACACAAGUAACAAAUUUCCCACUGACUAUAUACCCACUGUUUUUGAUAACUUCAGCGCCAAUGUUGUUGUUGAAGGAACCACUGUCAAUUUAGGCCUCUGGGAUACAGCAGGGCAAGAGGAUUACAACAGAUUGAGGCCCUUGAGCUAUAGGGGGGCGGACGUCUUUGUUUUAGCUUUCUCAUUAGUUAGUCGUGCGAGCUAUGAGAAUGUAUUGAAAAAGUGGAUCCCAGAACUACAGCAUUUCUCGCCCAGAGUACCUGUAGUACUUGCGGGUACUAAAUUGGAUCUCCGUGAAGAUAAGCACUAUUUGGCUGAUCAUCCUGGAUUGGUGCCUGUGACUACUGCCCAGGGGGAGGAACUUCGCAAACAGAUUGGUGCUGCUUAUUAUAUUGAAUGCAGUUCUAAAACUCAGCAGAAUGUUAAAGCAGUAUUUGAUGCUGCUAUCAAGGUAGUUAUCAAGCCACCACAGAAACUGAAGGAAAAGAAGAAAAAGCCUCGUAGUGGGUGUUCACUAUUGAAUGUACUUUGCGGAAGGAGUCUAGUGUGUUCCAAGCGAAGUUCGUCUUCUUGAUGAUGUUGUAGCACAUGUUCCACUACCUUACUGUGGCAUUUGGGAUUUCUUCAGCAUGUUUGGAUAAUGCUGCCAGAUUGCUCACUUAUUUUGUGCGGAUAGUGCUUCAGUUAGAAACGAGGCAGUUUGUUCCUGGGAACCUGUCACAAGCAUUGUGCCGACUUCAAAUUUCUAAACUUAAUGUUCUAAUUACAGAAAUCAUGGAUAUUUGACACUAAAAUGUGCUCUGUAAAAAGCUGAGUUAUCAUUUUGUUGUUAUUGAAAUGAAGUGUAUUGAGUUUCAAUGUAAUUUGCGAUGUAAUUAGCGUUUAGUAUAAGUAAUCAUCUGGUAUUCAUUCAUGA
Molecule: messenger RNA, 1347 nt
Organism: Telopea speciosissima
Lineage: Eukaryota; Viridiplantae; Streptophyta; Magnoliopsida; Proteales; Proteaceae
Product: rac-like GTP-binding protein ARAC8
Exons: 8
Coding region: 352-1005 (217 amino acids)
Biological process (GO): small GTPase-mediated signal transduction; actin filament organization; regulation of cell shape
Cellular component (GO): plasma membrane; cytoplasmic vesicle; cell projection
Molecular function (GO): protein kinase binding; GTP binding; GTPase activity
Source: RefSeq, a predicted model, not a curated record